Messenger RNA from Larimichthys crocea (large yellow croaker), 3824 nucleotides. RefSeq names its product porphobilinogen deaminase. The record is from RefSeq and is a predicted model, not a curated record. Lineage: Eukaryota; Metazoa; Chordata; Actinopteri; Sciaenidae. The transcript is spliced from 14 exons. Gene Ontology annotation, cellular component: cytoplasm. Gene Ontology annotation, biological process: heme biosynthetic process. Bases 589 to 1671 code for a protein of 360 amino acids. Gene Ontology annotation, molecular function: hydroxymethylbilane synthase activity.
UGAAGGACAUGAGAGCAGACUGUCAGUGUGAAUGAGAGCUCUCACUGUUCCUUCUCCUAAUGUAUGCAGGAGAACUGUACGAGGAGCAGCUGUAUUAAUAUUUGCUCUCACGUCCUCCCUGAAGCUUUCCCUUCAGUGACAUCUUGUCAUGGGGGUAGGAGUGUCCUAAGCUGAACAACCGGUAGUAUGACUAUGGCCACAUCAUCAGCUCGCUCCUGUAAACAUGGAUUCAGCUUUUUGUCCUCCUUGUGUGUAGCAGCUGUUUCGACAUGAACGUGGUCAGUGACUUCGCGCUCAGAGGAAAUUUGACGGAGAAAAGCCCAAGCAGCAGGCUACACUGUGCUCGCUCUGUCACCGGGAGACUCCUGACGAACCACCCGGAGAGGAAACUUGUUAGGACGGAACCAGGAAAUGACCUCUGGCUCAUCCAGUGACGUCACAGAUUCCGCAUUCAUUCAUAGUAGAGCUGCACGAGAGGGGCGCGCGCAAUAUCUUUAAGGAUUUCCUCUAUUUUUUAACGGCCUCUGUGUUGGACCACAACCCGCCGCUGAUUCGUGCAACACUGCCACAGUGAACCGGAUCACCCACAUGUCGGGGGAAGCGAACUCUCCGGAGGGGAAUGGAAAAGUUAGUCGGGUCAUCCGGAUUGGAACCCGCAAGAGCCAGUUGGCUCGUAUCCAGACCGACAGCGUCGCGGCCAAGUUGAAAGAACUGUACCCGGACGUCCACUCGGAAAUAGUUGGCAUGACGACGACCGGAGACAAAAUCCUCGACACAGCUUUAUCGAAGAUCGGAGAGAAGAGUUUGUUCACCAAAGAGUUGGAGAAUGCUCUGGAGAGGAAUGAGGUCGACCUGGUAGUUCACUCACUGAAAGAUCUUCCCACCACUCUGCCUCCAGGAUUCACCAUCGGGGCUGUGCUCAAGAGAGAGAGCCCCCAUGAUGCAGUGGUCCUUCACCCGAAACACAGGGGCCAAACUCUCGACACUCUGCCAGAAAACAGUGUGAUCGGCACUAGUUCACUGCGCCGGGCUGCUCAGCUGAAGAAGAGAUUCCCUCACCUGGAUUUCAAAGACAUUCGUGGAAACCUGAACACGCGUCUAAAGAAGCUGGACGAGAAAGACGACUUUGCUGCCAUCAUCCUGGCUGCUGCCGGACUCAAGAGAAUGGGCUGGGAGAACCGGAUCAGCCAGAUCCUGGAGCCUGAAGACUGCAUGUAUGCUGUUGGACAGGGGGCUCUGGCAGUGGAGGUUCGGGCACGAGAUGCAGACAUCCUGGAGAUGGUGUCUGUCCUCCAUCACCCUGACACUGUGCUGCGCUGCAUAGCCGAGAGAGCCUUCCUCAGACAGCUGGAGGGGGGCUGCAGUGUUCCAGUAGCUGUUCACACCGAGGUGAAGGACUCCCAGCUCUACCUGACGGGGGCGGUGUACAGCCUAGAUGGAUCAGACAGUCUGAAGGAAACCAUGCAGACGAGCAUCGCUACUGCUGCCGCCGACAAGAUCCUAGAGGAGGUGGACGAGCGGGUUCAGCGAGUGGGUGUCACAGCCAGCAAGAUCUCGGGUGAAGCCCAGGACGGUGCUGAGCGGCUGGGGGUCGACCUGGCCAAGUUACUGUUGAGCAAAGGAGCCAAGGAGAUCCUGACGGUGGCCAGGCAGCUUAAUGACGCCAGAUAAUCCAGCUCCGGUGGUGGGGGUGGAUGGGCUCUGGAGGUGACCAGGUCCUCGAGUGUCGCAGUCAGUCACAGCCUUGUGUCGAGUAAAAACUUGAAUUCCUUUUUUAUGUACCAUAGUUUCAUGUUCAGCUCAGCUCAAACACAUAACUCGUCAAGGAUUUCAAACAUACAUAGACCAAAGUUGUGUGUUACAACGCUGCUAAACUGUUCAGGGUCACUGCAGUCUGUGACACUCUUGGUCUUGUUCUUACACACAAUACCUCCUGGAUCCAUCUCCUGAGCCUGACUGGGAUUGAGAAACACAAAAUGACCUUUCAACAUUGUCACAGCACAUUGUACCAUCGCCAUGGUUUAACCCUUUUUUUGUUGUUUUUAAAGCACAUCAACGUCAAUAUCAGCCUCAGUAUGUUUAAUAAAAUGCCACACAGACUUAUUCAUGCAUUCACAAAUAUUUUCCCCAUAACCAAAGAUGUUUCAUCGUUGUGCAUCGAGUUAACCUGAAGUUCCUCUCUUAGAUCGUAGCUGCGUUUUCGUUUGGAAGAUCUGACUUUUGAUGGUACCAAAGAGUUUCUGAGUUUCUGGGACAUUGCAGUGAAAUGAGACUGAAGAGUCAACACCGACUUUGUUUCUCCUUCAUGUUCCCAAAUACUCGAUCGUUCUUGAUGUUUUAUCACGCCGGCCUUCUGAGAAAUAAAAGUACCUUCAUUCAGCUCAUGUUGGGCGCACUUUCUUCAGACUUACGAGUGUGGAGCUAGCUACCUCCUUCACAGAGAGUGUGUUUAAUAUACACGAUGAUAAUCUGGAGCUAGUGAUGCUACAUUUGUACAGCUUUGUACUGAACCAUCAACAUGACAAUCCCUGAAUCUGUUUCCAGUUUCCUGCUCUGGUUUUAAAUUUACAGCAUCAGUUCAUCCUGUUGAAGCUUCUCUGAUGUUCUCUCACUACAGCGCCACGUUAAUGAACUGGUAUAAUCCACUGUUUAAAGAGUAAAAGUCACAGCAGCGAACCAACUGAACUGAAUUACUGUUGUGUUAGAGAUGUGAAGUAGCCAAAUAGACUUUAUUUAACUGAAAAUAUCACUCAUUUAUUAUUUCUUCGUUACCAGUUUUACAGCUACACUCAUUACACUGGCUCCAAACUUGAUCAGUGCUCAUUGUGGGCAUGCAGAUGUGUGUUGUGAUGAAGUUCUAUUGAAGUACCACUACAUUAAGCACAGAUGAACUGUAGCUCUGAAUUAUGACUUCUGUAUCUCAUAAUUAUAAACACAGUGUUCUACAACAAAACAUCUUGUCGUCAAGGAUAGUGUAUUUACCGAUUACCAUUACCGUUAUGACUUCUGUAUAUUGUCAUGUUUACAUUUUUAUUGUAAUCACAACAUCUGUAAUUCAUAAUUAUGAAAUCUGGAUUUCAUAGUUUGCUUUUUUUUAGUUAUGGACUAGUUUGUUUGACUAGACAUAGAGGUUAUGAUGAGGGAAGUCAUAAUUCAGAGAUACAGGAGGCAUAAUUGCAAGACUACAUACUUUGGUAAAUGCAGGGCACAUCUGUAUAGGUCAUCCAUACUAUCUAUUUAAAAUUUUACUUUGCAACUUAUUUGUAAAUGUUAAAAUAAUAAAAAAUACUUGUAUUUGCUGUAAUGAUGGUAAAUGCUGUACUUCACAUAUCAAAAUGGAGGCGUUCAAAAGCAAUGGUUCUUAAUGACUCGCCUCAUCAAAUCAACAUGUCUGUCUUUCUAUAGCUUCUAUCAGUCAUCUCAUUAAAUGUAACUGCCUUACAUAUUCACAUAAUCAUCAGUGCCUGUUCUUUUUCCUUUGAUGAUUCACAGUUGAUCCUUGUUCUGUAUCAGUAUGCCCACUGUACAGUUAGUGUGACGCCAUAUUAAAAUUUUCUUUUAUUGUAUAUUAUACUUAAUUUAAACCUCCUGAGAGCAUGUGAGGUAACAUUAGCCAUAUUUGUUUGCAGCUUUAAUUUCUGUACAUGUAACGUAGACUGUUUGUAUGUAGAUUCUUUUCACAUUUCUCACUGUUUCAAUCUUCUGUUAAUGACAAAAUAUUGACAGGGUGUCCUUGAGUGUCUUUGCUUUGACACUCAUGUGAACAUGUCACAUUAAACCACUGAUGUCAAGAAUAAAUGUCAAUAAAGCGUUAGACCUGUUCA